CUCAACUGUCGUCUUGGUGUGAAGAUCUUGGGAGGCUCCUGCUCCUGAGACAUCAGAAGACCAGGGAGGAAGGAGACUCGUCGUCGUCUGGUCUGACCAAGACAAACUCUGAUUCGAUGCACCAACAGAUGCAGAAGAGUCUGCCUCCAGUGCCACACAGCGAUUCUGCAUGGCAGGGCCAGCCUCAGCAGCCUUCCCAGCAGUCUUUGAGUGUCGUCACCACAGUCUGGGGGGUGACGCAAACAAGCGACGCAAAUAGCAUGAUUAACAACUCAUAUAGAGGUCAGGGGGGUAACAUGAAUGCCCAAUACAACGGUCAGCAGCAUCCGUUCUCAGCAGCAGCAGUAGGGCAGAACAAGCCUUACAACAUGCAAGGGAUGCCAGGAUACAGAGGGCAAGGGGGCCCUUAUAGGGGCCAAAACAGCAUGCAACCUGGUAUGGGAGGACCUGGGUACCCUAACCCGCCCCACAACGUCCCCCCUCACAUGGGACCAGGAGGGGGAGCACCACACCCUGGUCCCCAGAAGCAGGCAGCGCCAGGACAGUUCCCGCAGCCGGCGGCCGCUGCAGCAGCAGCAGUGAUGGCGGCAGCAGCAGCAACUGUCAACGCGGGUGCAACGGCAACAGCCACAGCGACGGCUACCGCAACGGUAUGUCUCAAAGAAGAGGACCAGCAACAGAUGGGAGACUAUGGAAUGAGUGGUCAGCAGCAACAGCAACAGGGAAUGUACAAUGAUCAGUACUACCUUGGGGCACCUCAAGUUAGUCCCAUUCAACAGCAACAUCAUCAACAGAUGAGAUAUCCGGAGAGUGGACAGCAGCAGCAGCAACAGCAGCAGCAGCAGGGAAUGUAUAAUAACCAGUACUACCAUGGGGCUCCUCCAGCGAGUCCCAAUCAACAUCAUCAUCCACAGAUGAUGCAUUCGGAGAUGAGACCACAGCAGGAGUUUGUGAACCAGUACCCACCGGGUGGCGGGAUGCACCAGAUGGGACCGAUGAUGGGUGGUGGAGGGGGGCCAGGAAAGCACCCUAUGUACAGUGGACAGGUGCCUAAUAGAAGUAUGGCUGGUCCUCAACCUCAUCCAACUUCCUAUAACAAGAGGCCUUUUCCUGGUCCACAGGGGUAUAACCCGAAUCCCAUGAACAACCAAGGCUACCAGAUGGGACCGCAAGGCCCGAUGCCCAUGAAACCAGGCCCCUACCCAGGAGGGCACCCAGGCGGGCACCCAGGGGGCCAUCCAGGGGGGCAUCCCGGGGGUCAUCCGGGAGGAGGCCAGCCGGGCGGUCCUAUCCCAGGAGGACCCAUGCCCAAUCCCAUGCAGGGGCCCAUUAGGGGAGGUUAUAUCAAUAAACAGGGUAACCAAUUCUUCCCCAGGGGAGGCCCACCACCCCAGGGACAUAUGGGAUCCAUGCCAGCACCACAGGGAAUGCAAAACAAUGCACCAAUCAACUUCCAGUCACCGAUGCCGGGUAACCCGACACCGCCCCUCACCCCUAGUCCCAACAUUCCCCCACCUUACAUGUCACCUACAGGGCCCGGUGACAUCAAACCCUUCCCAAGACCACCGGAUAUGAAGACGGCAAGCGAUGAGAUGUGUAUGACGUUUCCUGUAAGAGAUGGUGUGGUCCUAGAACCGUUCAGGUUAGAACACAACCUAGCCGUCAGCAACCACGUCUUCCACCUCAGACAGUCUGUCCAUCAAACACUUAUGUGGAGAUCGGACUUGGAGCUACAGUUUAAGUGCUAUCACCACGAGGACAGACAGAUGCAUACGAACUGGCCAGCGUCUGUCCAGGUCUCGGUCAAUGCUAACCCACUGACCAUCGAGAGAGGGGAUAACAAGACCUCUCAUAAACCGCUCUAUCUGAAAGGGGUCUGUCAACCAGGCAGGAAUACUAUUCAAAUUACCGUCAGGGCUUGCUGCUGUUCUCAUUUAUUUGUUUUGCAAUUGGUGUACCGACCGACCGUCAAAUCAGUAUUACAACGAUUAUUACGAAAGAGGUUGCUACCUGCCGAGCACUGCAUCACAAAAAUCAAGAGGAAUUUUUCAAGUGUGGCGUCAUCGACGGGUGGACUGAGUGAAGACGGAGUAGAACAGACAGCGAUUAAGGUGUCUCUAAAGUGUCCCAUCACGUACAAACGUAUCACCCUUCCCGCGAGAGGGCAUGAUUGUAAGCAUAUCCAGUGCUUUGAUCUUGAAUCCUACCUCCAACUCAACUGUGAAAGAGGGUCAUGGAGGUGUCCUGUCUGCAACAAAACUGCAUUACUGGAAGGUCUUGAGGUUGAUCAGUUUAUGUGGGGGAUACUGACGGCUGUCCAAUCAGCAGACUUUGAGGAGGUGACGAUAGACGCUUCAGCGAGUUGGAAACCGGUCCCUGUAAAGAGUGAAUUCAAAGAGGAAGAACCAGAUUCAUGUCACGCCCCCAAGAGGCAUAAAGCCAUGUCCCCAGGUAGUAUGACGAUGCCUAGUACUCACCAUUAUGAAGGAGGACCUAGUCCAUCACCUUACCCCGUCCCUAACCUAUCAUCUCCAGCUGAAUUCAAUGGAGCCAUGAGACCAAAUUCAAACGCAAAUCCCAAUGUUGGUGGUCCACCUAACUUCCGAAACUUCCCUGGCUUAUCACCCCACGGUGCAGGCGGUGGGGGAGGAGGAGGAGGGGGCGGUGGAGGGGCACCACCAACCCCUAAUCCUAACAGCUUCAAUGGUCCAUCAAUGAUGCCAUCAUCGGAUGACAACAUUGCUACCACAGACAUGUAUCCUGUAGAAAAACAGUUUAACCAUGCAUUACCGCCAAUGGGCAUGAAUCAGCCUCACCCAGCCGGUCAACCGUCCCAUAGACACCCCUCACCGAUGCAGCACCAUCCCAGGAACAACCCCACUGGUCCUGGUACACCUACAUCUAUCGCUUCACCAAGGUCAAUGCAUACCAGUAAUCCUAACCUAAGACCACCAACACCGGGGGUACCUCCUCAUACACCUGGUAUGGGACCAAGUACACCAGGAGUGGGGCCUAUGACACCGAACAUGAACCCUCAUACUCCAAACAACAUGCCCCAUACGCCAAACAAUAUGAACCCCCACACGCCUAGCAACAUGAACCCGCACACGCCCGGGAACAACAUGCCGCACACGCCCAACAACAUGCCGCCGACGCCGAACAGCAUGGGCAACACCACCUCUACCUCGAUGAUCCAACAACCGCACACGCCGGGUGCCUCCUCCAACCCACCUUCGCAUCCCGGUAUGAACGCCAUCAACCAACGCUCCCACCAAUCACCGAAUCCUGGACCACCUCCGACCACCUCAUCGACCAAUCAGUUACCAGCAUUACUCGGCCACGGCCAAGUGAGCGGCAACCCGACGACCAAUGGAAGCACGGCAGGGCUCGACUCUCACUCGAGAAGUAACAGCAUAUCAAACAAUCAGGUCAACAAUGCCAGUCAUAACUUAGACUUUGACCCAGCAGCAGUGAUAGAUGGAGGAGGAGAAGGACAAGAAGGCUUAGAUUUAUUACCGGACAAUAUGGUGGACGUGGACAUUCUGUCAAUACUUGGCCAAAGCGACAAUUCAGCCGCAAACAAUGACAGCGACGAACUCCUUUCAUUAUUUGACUCGUGAGAGUAAGACAAUACAAAACUCAUUUUGAGAUAGACUCCAUGACACGAGAUAGGAAGUGAUGUUAUUGAAUCGGUGCUAGAGAGUGACCGAAGGAGGUUUGCUACUCGGUCGGACCAUGAAUAGUCGAGGAGGAGGGUUGUCACAUAGAUACAGUUUGCAAUCCAAAGACUUCUGGCGCGAGGUCAAGGUAGCUGGAUGCUGUCGCAAUGGUAACAGACACCGCUCAUCUAGCUUCCACAGGUGAUGACUUAUGAGGGCUGUUUGUGAGACAUGGAGAGAUUAUACAGAGGGAUAGUUUCAUGUUGAGUUUGGAGAAGGAUAUUGCGCUGCUGAAGUACUGCUGCAGCGUGGCUUACCCCAAGAACAACUCUUCUUCCAGGAUGAUGAGAAGGCCCUCUGCGUACUGAUUCCAAGAAAUCCCUACCGUUCACCAACAAUCUCAUGAUCAGAUGCACUCCCAUUUCUGAUGGAAACAGAAACAAGUAGUCUUCAUGUGGCUUAGGGUUUAGAGAUUGUGAAUUGACCAGUGGAUUCUUGAAGUCAAGUACUUGGAGCUAACCAUGGUCACUUUCAUCUUGAACGACGUUGCUGUCCACAUCACCUGAGAGGGAGUGCGAUGGGCCCUGCAGCUUCAAUGGCUUCUGCUUCUCUAAGGUCUCUGAUGAUAUCCUCUUGAGGGACUGAGCCAAGGUAUCCGCUGCAAGUAGAUCAACUUACUCUCAAGGACAAACUGCAUCAUCAUCAUUGGCCAGAAGGGCCUUGAAAAUAAAACAGGUUGAUCAAAUUUGGGGUUUGACUUUGGCACGUACUAGGUACAAGAUUUGUAAGGCAUCCAUGACCUCUAUGUUCGUGCAAAUACAAAUUCUUCUGAUCAUCUGUGCAGGUCAUUCUGUACUACAGCAGAUGUCUUCAAGUACCAGGAGAAAUGAUCCUCUCAGUGAUGGUUUCUGUCAAACCAUACUGCUUUUUUCAGAUUGAGCAACGUUGAAUCACUUAGAUAUCAACAAUUUAGCAUUAUCUGAGAACAUCCCAGACAGCAUGGAUCAAAAAGAGAUGGAGGAAUAUAACGAUCAACAGUGUGGAUGGAAGUCCAUUUAUAUCUUCCCCCAAUGGGAGUGGUCAUCAUGUCUUGACGUUUUCGAAGGCUAUAUCACCUUAAGUUAUUUUUGGUAACAUACAGAGAACAAGAGCUUGUUUGGUUGAUUGUUGGUUUGGAGACCGGAACGUGAUGCAUGGUCAUUCUAAACAGGAAGCAAGCUCCUUCUAUGGAUAAACAUGUUUUUUGAAAGCUGAAUAUAAUUUCUUGACCACCAAACCAUCUCUGCAAAUGUCCUUCUAUCUGUAUAUACUCAAAGAAUAAUACCUUGAGUUUAUGAACUCAUUUGAUUAUGUUUGCGCGAAGCAAUCCAAGCAACUCGCAAGUUUUGUAUAAAAGAAAGAUAUCACGCAAUUGUGUGAGAUUUAAAGGACAGGAUUUUAUUUUUAUUUGUCUAUUCGUUCAUGUGAAAGGUUGCUAACUUAUUACUGUUUGUGCUUUUGUUGUAAUUUAUUUCUUGUAAAGUGUAAAUUUUUUGACAAAGGUUAAUUACUUGGGGACCUUUUUCCCCUUAUUUUGUAUGGAAUUCCGAGGAAGAGUUUAUAAUUUUUGUUGAUGGAAACCUGUGCUUCACAAUACAAAACCAUCCCUUACAUUGCCGCUAUGUGAUGUCUGUCAAGGUCAGACUCGUUGGUGAUUACUUCAAAAGACAGUGAAGUCAUCGGACAAUUCAGCCAAACUGAACAGUAUUCAAAGCCUAGAUAAUAUACAUUACCAAGCAUGUGAUAGUUUAUACCAUUGACCCAGGACCAUGAUUUAUUUUCCAUGCAUUAUUAUCCAUGGAAGGUCAAUAUUUUUGUAUAUUUUACCAUUUUCUUUUAUAUUUCAAUUUUUUUAUUUAUUUCUUAUGUGAAAGAAACGCCAAAUGACCACCUGACGAGAAGAUUAAAAGGAAAAUAAAGCAGCCUUAUCCAUUAGAAUUCCAAAUUGUAGUAUUAGAAGCAUUCCUAAUGACCUUGUUUUUAGCUGCGGGCGGAUUC
Molecule: messenger RNA, 5696 nt
Organism: Lytechinus variegatus (green sea urchin)
Lineage: Eukaryota; Metazoa; Echinodermata; Echinoidea; Temnopleuroida; Toxopneustidae
Product: zinc finger MIZ domain-containing protein 1-like
Exons: 18
Coding region: 117-3620 (1167 amino acids)
Biological process (GO): regulation of transcription by RNA polymerase II; protein sumoylation
Molecular function (GO): SUMO ligase activity; zinc ion binding
Source: RefSeq, a predicted model, not a curated record